This is a messenger RNA of Botrytis deweyae, 1395 nucleotides long. RefSeq lists its product as uncharacterized. Lineage: Eukaryota; Fungi; Ascomycota; Leotiomycetes; Helotiales; Sclerotiniaceae. The record is from RefSeq and is a predicted model, not a curated record. Bases 1 to 1395 code for a protein of 464 amino acids. Gene Ontology annotation, cellular component: nucleus. Gene Ontology annotation, molecular function: metal ion binding. The transcript has 5 exons.
AUGGCUUCAGAAGACCAAGCCAUCUUAGAACAAAUCAGUCGUCUAGCUGGUCAAAUCAAUCAACACAAGAACAACCAGUCAACCGAUCCAUAUAAUCAAACACAUGUCCCUGCGCCUACAAAUGGUUACCAUUCACAAUCGAAUACUCGAGGGGGUCAUGGAGCUUAUGCAUACCAUCCCUAUGCAAACAGUAGCUGGAGAGGUGGUCGAGGUAGUCAUAGGGGCGCAUAUCCUGCGAGAGGAUACCGAGGCGGAAGAGGCGGUGCUGGCAUCGUGCGGCAUCGAACGCUUGUGUUAAACGGUGGUACCUCCGUCCCACCAUCACAGUCGGAUUCAUCAAACGUAACUGCAUCUGCAGAUGAGAACGAGCGAUCAUCCUCUGCUGGCUACAUCACAAAAACCGAUCGUCAUCUUCAGUUGAUUAACAAGUCAUAUUUUGAGAAAGAUAGCCAGAUUCGCGUCAAAGCCAUUGAGGAAACCAGAAAACAGAAACUUAAACAAAGAGAUGAACGGGAGAAGUUAAAGCUGAGCAGACAUUUGCAACGCCUUAGUGCGAGUUCUGGCUCUUCCAUGGUCCAACCCACUGGAACAACCAAUUACGAAAUCACGGUCAACGGAAUCCGAUUCAUUGUCACAAAGAACGGUAGCAAACUUGUGAAAGCCCCUGGUGAUCUUACUUCCGCAAAUACUACCCCCAAGACUACUUUAAUCGGAGGUGUCAAAUUCUAUAGAAGCAAAAAUGGAAAUAUGUAUCGUGAAGGGAUAAUCAAAGCCACUAGGAAGCACGGAGUCGUCAAGAUCAACGAGCCAUGCAAAUCAUUCACCAACACGGGAACCUGUAACAAAGGCCCCAAAUGCCGAUAUAUUCACGACCCUUCAAAGGUUGGAGUAUGUAAAGCUUUUCUUCUCAAAGGUGAAUGUCCUAAUGGAGAUUCAUGCGACCUGUCUCACGAUCUUACCCCUGAAAGAACACCGAAUUGCUUGCAUUUUGCCAAGGGCAAUUGUUCAAACUCGGAUUGUCGUUACACCCACGUGCGUGUUUCACCGACAGCAAUGGUUUGCCGGUCUUUCGGAAUCUACGGAUACUGCGAUAAGGGAACCGCUUGCACAGAGCGACACGUUCACGAAUGCCCGGAUUUCAGCAACACAGGUACUUGCACUACGAAAGGAUGCAAACUUCCCCACCGCAUCAAGGCUAGUGUUAUUCGUAGGAAUGCAGCUACUGGUGAAUCUUCUCCCGGUGAUCAAUCGAGUGAUAUUUCGAGCGAUGAAGAAGACGAGGUAGAUAGCGAUGACGUUGAUUCAGAUGCCAUUGACGAGGAGUUUUUUGGCGACGAAGAUGGAGAAACGCAACCUGGAAUUCUCGCACAGCAAGAUUACGUGCAAUUUUCCUGA